CGUUCGGCCGGGAAUGUUCGCGCUGGCUUUUCCUUAGUAACCAGAAGUAGAAACGUCGUUGCGUCGUCGUUGCGUCGUCGUCUCGGUCGUCUUUGCCCACCGCGUGAUCCAAAUUGGAUGUUCCCGGAGUAGAGGAAACAACGCAUUCGGUGUCGUGGGUCUUUUGUUGUCAUUACGAGACGAGUGAGUGCGUGCUAUUUAUCCCGAAUUUGAUUCGGCUGCUGCUGCUCGGAGGCAAUUUUCCUAACGGUCCCCUCGAUUUCCAUACCCAGUUUUUGUUGAGGGGAAAAACGAACGAGCCUCUGGAUGUUGCCCCAACAACGAGUGCCGGAGGAAGUAAAUUGGAGAAAAUUUCGUUGCAAUUUGCAUCAAGCGACGUGCUGUAAUGAAGUGUGACAAGCUGUGAUACGAAAUUGGAUCGUUAAACGAUUUUUUUUCUGUGGUGUUAAUUAAUUCGAAGAAUUGAAAGUUGGAUUCAAUUAACGCUCGUCAGUGUUGGUGAUAUUUAUAUGGUUAAGAUUUAGUGAUUUAUGUUACCGAUAACAGAAUUCAAAACAAGAUAAAGCAUCAUGCAGAUUUUGGAUAUAAACCAGAAGGAUUAUGACCAAAAACGACCGGUGUACGAGGACAUCAAAAUUGAUACGGCCUUCCGAAAGAUCAGUCCGAAGGCCAUCGGGUUCCACGUGUGGCGCAUUCAAAAUGAUCACAUUGAGGCGCUGCCCCGGGAGCAGUACGGCACCUUCUACGAUGAGAAUACCUACGUGAUCUAUUCGGCCUCGCUAGCCGGCACGGUUUCCGACAAAAAUACUAUUUCUCGAGAAAUCAAAACUCCUGGUGUGACCAUUGAGAGGUACAUUCAUUUCUGGUUGGGUGCCAACAUAACCUCGGAUCGGUCGAAGUCGGCAGCUUACAAAAUUAUUGAGCUAGAUCUGCAUUUAGAUCACAAAACAACUCAGUACCGGGAAAGCCAAGGCCAUGAGGGUAUCCGGUUUCUUUCUUAUUUUAAAGAUGAUGGAAUUUUAAUACAGUCCGGAACUGAUCCAUCAUCGUAUCCCUUAUUUCCGAGAUUGUACCAGAUCAAGGGUAAAACCACUCCACAAUGUAUUCAGCAGAAAGCGAUCACCUGGCAGCAUUUUAACUGUGGCCACGUUAUGCUUCUGCAAACGCCCACGAUCCUUUUCGUUUGGAUCGGCAGAUCGACCAGCUCCUGUGAACGAAUCUACGGGUUGAAAAUUGGCAACAAAUUGAAGGAAAGUUUUAAAAUUCCUGAACUGGCCAUCGUCGACGACGGUUACGAGCAGUCCAUGAGCUCGCAACGCAAGGAAGUUUGGAACGGGUUUCUAAGCCUGUCGCAGCGUUUCGUCCAACCGAUGGCUUUAACGCCUUCUAGCGGGGACAUCAUGCUGAAAUUGUACCAAUGUGAUACCGUCAAUGGGGUGUUUCGAGUAGAACUGGUAAAAACGGGUGCUUUAGAGCAGGGCGAUCUCUACGGACGGGACAAUAUUUACAUCAUUGACUACUUCUGUAACGGGGUAUGGAUCUGGAUAGGACGCAGCUCCCACAAACAGAAUCGAGCCGAAGCAAUGCGGCACGUGAGGGGCUACGUUAUCAAGAAAGGUUACCCUGCUUCGACCCCGGUGGCCAGAGUCAUCGACGGAUUAGAACCAGCCGAGUUCACCAGCUUAUUCCCAACCUGGAUUAGUGCAGAUGUCAAUGGUAACUCGAUCAAAGCACUAUCCGAGAAGUUUGACGCCCUUACCCUUAUUCAGCGCCCAAAACUUGCUGCCCAAAUUCAGCUGCUAGAUGACGGAACAGGAGAUGCUACUGUUUAUCAGAUCGGAGCAGAAGACGUGCAGGAAAUCCCCAAGAAAUACGCUAAAACGUUUUACUCGGGUCACUGCUAUAUCGUACAUUACCAAAUAUCCUGCACAUCGGAAAACAACAUCAGUUCUUUGUCCAAUUCGAUCAAGAACGUAAUUUACCUCUGGAUCGGUUCCAAUUCGCCCAUGGAAUAUCGUCACACUGGGGAAGCCUUCCUCACAGAAAUGUGUAACCACCUAAAGAAGAAUGUGGUUCAACUGCACAUCAGUGAAGGCAUGGAGCCACCACACUUUUUACAGAUUUUCAAAGGGGGCCUUAUCAUAUUCAACAGUACCGAAGCCAUUCUGAAUCUACGGAAACAUCCGAGCAGUUUCGUCCUCAAGGUGGUUGGUAACUCGACCUUCACCUGCAAAGCUGUUCAAGUGUCUAGUAAAACGCUGUACUAUCCAGAAGAUUGUUACAUACUGAAGGCGCCAGAUAAUAAAACGUGGAUUUGGUGCGGUCAAUAUUCAACCGGUGACUCUCGGGAAAUGGCAAAAUCUAUAGCUUCAAUUCUAGGAGAGUACAACCUGGUGAUGGAGUCCAAUGAAACGGAUGAGUUCUUCAACUCUGUAGGAGAAAAGUUUCUCAAACAGUUGAAGAAGACUCACGGUAACAUAGUUACGCCUACUAUGAACGUUACCUUGACCUGGGAACGGCAACGCAUCGGUUUGUACAUGUGUUGUCAGGACCAGGAAAAAGUGGUGCUGCACAGAAUAUUCGGAUUUUCUCAAAAAGAUCUGAGACCGGAAAACAUUUUCCUGCUGGAUGCCGGCAACAUUAUUUAUGUAUGGAUCGGGGAGUUUGUUGGAUCCGAUGAUCGAGCACAGUGCUGGGAUGUCGCAAAGUAUUUGAUCAAUACAUGCCCGGUUCAAAGAGACAUCUGUAUGCCGAUAGCAGUUAUAAGGCAGGGUGAAGAACCAAUAACGUUCAUCGGGUUCUUCGAUAAAUGGGACAGAAAAUAUUUCGAGAACUACAUUACAUUCGAAGCGAUUCGUAAUGAGCUGGAAUGCUCAAAUGGAGUUCCAGUCCCGGUCCCUAGAGGCUCGGUGAACAGUGACUGCGCAAGUGGUGACGAUUUCGAUAGGUACCAAAAAUAUCCGCUAGAUAUGCUACGCGGUGACUUGGCUAACCUUCCGAAUGGAAUUAACCCUACCCGCAAAGAAGUACACUUGACCCACGAUGAUUUCGUAACGGUGUUUAAAAUGCCCUAUCACGAUUUUGAAGAGCUACCAAAAUGGAAGCAGGUUGAGCUGAAAAAACAAAAUAAAUUGUUUUAAAACACAAAUAAAAGUUGAUUCUCUUCCUUGUAACAAGA
Uranotaenia lowii is the source of this 3178-nucleotide messenger RNA. RefSeq names its product villin-like protein quail (gene qua). The record is from RefSeq and is a predicted model, not a curated record. Gene Ontology annotation, biological process: actin polymerization or depolymerization; actin filament severing; barbed-end actin filament capping. The coding region runs from base 570 to 3140 and encodes 856 amino acids. Gene Ontology annotation, cellular component: cytoplasm; actin cytoskeleton. Lineage: Eukaryota; Metazoa; Arthropoda; Insecta; Diptera; Culicidae. Gene Ontology annotation, molecular function: actin filament binding; phosphatidylinositol-4,5-bisphosphate binding. The transcript has 6 exons.